This is a messenger RNA of Opisthorchis viverrini, 295 nucleotides long. RefSeq lists its product as hypothetical. Gene Ontology annotation, biological process: vesicle-mediated transport. The transcript has a single exon. NCBI's taxonomy places the organism in Eukaryota, Metazoa, Platyhelminthes, Trematoda, Opisthorchiida, Opisthorchiidae. The record is from RefSeq and is a predicted model, not a curated record. The annotation marks the transcript as partial.
AUGAUGAGCUUCGCUGACCCGUUGCUAGCUGUUGCAGGUUACCAAAGUGAGAUACUCAAAAGUGCGCGGCGGCCCCUCGCUCCGUUGGCGCAGCCGCUCCCCCUACUUUCUGCCAACCAACCGGUAGUGGUGGUCUUCCCCGGAGGCUGCACUUAUGGUGAGGUGGCAGCUCUUCGGUUCGCCGCAGCUCGACGCCGAUGGCAACUCCUCAUUGUCACUUCUUGCCUAAUCACCUCCCGAGAGCUCCUUCAACAGGCUGGACAGGCUGUCGUGACGACGUCAAACACUGGCCAAU